AUGGGAGAUUCAAAGAGUACACAGUCGCGCAGCCACAAGUUGAAGGUUCCUCGCCAUGUUCGGAACAUGAGAAAGACACAAUCGUUUUUCGAUUAUCUGACAGAAGAACUCCUUAACGAAAUACUCAUUAGACUACCAUACAGUAAAGAAGCAAUUCGAUGCAAAUUGGUAUGCAAACGCUGGUUUUCUCUAAUCUCCUCUCAUUACUUCGUCACCUCUUUCAUUAAUCAUCGCCAUAACAAAAAUCCACCCUUUACCCUAGUUUUCCAUAAUGAACAACAUGCACAAUACGUGGAGUUUCACUCCGUACAGGGUUUAUCAAAACAUGUGGAUUUGAGAUUUCUCUCAGCAGGUUGGAAUAAAAGUGAAAUUUGUUUAGAAGCAUCCUGUGGUGACUUAAUUUUAUGCUCUGUGAUGAAUAAUUACAUGAAGUCAUCAUCUACUAUGAAUUAUUAUAUCUGUAAUAUUGUGACUAGGCAAUGGAUUGCUCUUCCUCCAGCCCCUUCAGGAAGAGGACAUUUUGGUGAAAACGUUGGUUUCUUGAUUGAGCCUAAUUCUAAGGAUAAUCACCAGUACAUGUAUCUGGUGUUACGAUUUAUUCCUUGUGGUUAUUCUGAGUUUCUUAUAGAAAAGUUUUCGUCUGAGCAAGGGAAAUGGACCAAAUUGGUUGUUACAUCUCCCCGGAUUUUGAAUUGUUGGUGUAGUACUCAUAAGAUUUCACUUAUUGCCUGUGAAAAGAUGUUAUUUACAACGGUUCAUGAGACUAGCAUUAUAGUUGACUGUAUUCUCGCAUUUGAUCCAUUCAAUGAUCCUGCCCCAUUUCUUCGUAUUAUUGAUUUACCACUUGAGGCUCGACAUAUUGGCGGUGUAUGUAAAUUGGGUGUAUGUCAAGGUCGUCUACGAUUUUCUCAGAUAGUUUUCCUACAAGCUUCUCCAAGUAGAUAUCCUUCUAUAAGUAUAUGGGAGCUUGAGGAUUACAGAACGGGGAAGUGGUGUUUGGUGUACAAGAAAAUCCUAACUAACCCAGCAUUAAGAUGCCCCCUCACACUCCGUUAUGAUUCCACAGACAUGAAUCCUGAAAUUUGUGUGCUAGCUUUCGACCCAUAUAAUGAGAAUCUUGUAUAUUUUCUUGUUGGUUACUCUGUUGUUGCAUACAAUAUUCAGACAGAGAAAGUGGAAAACUCUAGCUGGCCUUCUCUAUUGAUCAAGCUGCAAGGAUCGACGCGAGAACUAACAACAUAUUAUGGUUCAAAUGUGUUACCACUUACCCAAAACUGGUGGCCAACACCAGUACUAAGACAACCCCUUUAA
Messenger RNA from Nicotiana attenuata, 1311 nucleotides. Its product is annotated as F-box protein At3g26010-like. Gene Ontology annotation, molecular function: protein binding. The record is from RefSeq and is a predicted model, not a curated record. The coding region runs from base 1 to 1311 and encodes 436 amino acids. NCBI's taxonomy places the organism in Eukaryota, Viridiplantae, Streptophyta, Magnoliopsida, Solanales, Solanaceae. The transcript has a single exon.